AGUGAAACUGAAUCAGUCAGAAAGCUCGUAUCCACCUGAAAUCACUUUUUACGCUAGAAUAUAACUACAGCACAUUUCAUGACUGAGAGGAGUGUAAACACAUUCCUGACUCUCUACAAAAAGCAAGGGAAAAAUAAAGUUUCUGGAUGUAAAGGUUUAACAGUAUCAGGAAAAAGAAAUUGGCAGAAUCUUCAUCACUACAGCCGAGAAAAGACAGAAGGGGAAGCAUGGACAGACCAGAGUCUUUUUCUGGUGACUCCACCAGUCUCCUGUCUGAAGAGCAGCUGCUGUGUUCUAUCUGUCUGGAUGUGUUCACUCAUCCAGUCACCACUCAAUGUGGACACAACUUCUGUAAGAGCUGCCUUACACAGUGCUGGGAGAAGAGUCAACACUGUUACUGUCCAUUAUGUAAAGAGAAAUUCACCAAGAAACCUGAACUGAAGAUUAAUACAACAGUGAGAGAGGUUGCAGAUCACUUCAAGAAGAAACGUGAUCCUGACAAACCUGAGGUUCUUUGUGAUGCCUGCACUGGAGAGAAGCUGAAGGCCCUGAAAUCCUGUCUGGAUUGUCGUGCAACUUACUGUAAAACUCAUUUAAAGCCUCAUAAUCAUGUUCCAAGCCUUCAGAAACACAAACUAAUAAACCCUGUGGAGAACCUGGAGGACUACAUAUGCCAAAAACAUGAGAGACCUCUGGAGCUGUUCUGUAGAGAUGAUCAGACGUGUGUGUGUCAGUUCUGCACGGAGACAGACCACAAGAAUCACAACACUGUUCCUCUAGAGGAGGAAAGUGGAGAGAGGAAGACUCAGCUGGGGAAAAUACAGACAGAUGUGCAGCAGAUGAUUCAGGACCGACUGAAGAAGAUCCAAGAAAUCAAACACUCAGUUGAGCUCAGCAAAAGAAGAACAGAGAAAGAGAAAGCAGACAGUGUUGAAGUCUUCACUGCUCUGAUUCGCUCCAUUGAGAGAAGUCAGGCUGAGCUGCUCGAGGUGAUGGAGGAGAAGCAGAAAGCAGCAGAGAGGCAGGCUGAAGGACUCAUUAAAGAGCUGGAGCAGGAAAUCACUGUGCUAAAUAGGAGAGACACUGAGCUGGAGCAGCUCUCACACACUGAGGAGCAUCUCCACCUCCUACAGAUUUACUCCUCCAUGUGCAGCCCUCCACACACCAAGAACUGGACUGAGAUCAGUAUUAACACUGAUCUGAGUGGGGACACUGUGAGGACAGCUCUGUCUCAGCUUCAGCAGACUCUGAAUGAGAAACUCACUAAAACACUCAAUGACAAGUUAAAGGAAGCAGUUUCCAUAGAACUGAAGAGGAUUCAGCAGUAUGCAGUGGAUGUGACUUUGGAUCCUGACACAGCAAAUCCAUAUCUCAUCCUGUCUGGUGAUUUAAAACAAGUCACAGAUGGAGACAAACAACAGGAUCUUCCUGAUACACCAAAAAGGUUUAAUAAAUGUGUCAACGUUCUGGGAAAGCAGAGUUUCUCCUCAGGGAAAUUUUAUUAUGAGGUGCAGGUCAGAGGGAAAACUAAGUGGGAUCUUGGACUCGCCAAGGAGUCCAUUUACAGGAAAAUGCCGAUUACACUGACUCCUCAGAAUGGAUUCUGGACUGUGAUACUGAGGAAUGAGAAUCAGUAUAAGGCUUGUGCUGAUCCAGAUGUCCCCCUCACACUGAGAGAGAAGGUGGAGACGGUGGGGGUGUUUGUGGAUUAUGAGGAGGGUCUGGUCUCCUUUUAUGAUGUGAAGUCCAGAUCUCAUAUCUACUCUUUCACUGGUCAGUCUUUCACUGAGAAACUCUAUCCAUUCUUCUCUCCUGGUUUCAACGAAGGUGGUAAAAACUCAGCACCACUGAUCAUCUCUCCUGUAAUUGGGACUGAAUAAAUGAAUGCCUUACAUAAAAAUGACAAGUCAAAAAAAAGGAUGUUUAAAAAACUUUUUGUUCUGGUGGGAGAUAUGGUAAAAGCUCAGUGUAAUGAGAGAUUAUUCUCCUUUUUUUAAAGUGCAUGUGCAGUACAUAGUGCAUUCCUAAUGGGAAGAAAAAUCAUGUUUCAGUAGCAGAUAAGUCUGGAGAUCACUUUUUGAAGAUUAAUUAACAGUAUAUUCAUGUUUAUCUCUGAUAAAUUUGUUCUAAAAUUAUGCAUCUCUACAAUACAGUACAGAUAUGUAUAUAAAAAUGCAGGCUACUCUAAAUUUCUUCAUUUGCAAAAUCUACUUUAUUUCAUUUAUUUGAUAUUUAUCUUUUUUUAAGUGAGGCAGAUUCUUUUAAGUUUCAUAACAUUCUUCACAAGUUUUUGGAAUAUGUGGUUAUUUUGAGUGCUUCUGAUUUGACAUUAUUCAAGAGCUUUUUGCCUCAAUCCAUGUUGUUAUUCUGAUGUGGUUUGAUGGAGCAUUUUUUUUAAAACAUUUGACUGGAUAAGAGACCAGGACUGUUACAUAAAUGAUGCAUUAAAGAUAAAUUGCAAUCUUUCACUUUCAGUCCUCAGUCUUUCAUUCUCUGCCCUUCAGUAUUAAAACUAAACUUUUCCUGAUUAUUGCUCUUAAUUGUGAAAUACUUUAAAGCAAAUAAUCAUACAUUGCAUCUAAUAUUUAUCAAGAUUUUCUUAAUGGGUAGAGUUUGAAAGCUGUACCUGCAUACAUUUUUUUUCUUGUCUGUCCAGUAGAUCACAGAAUCCUCUACCCUCUUUCUUGUUUUGUCCAAUGAAGGCAAACUAAAGACUAGAUUGUUGGUACAUUGCUCCUUAUGACCACUGCUUAAUGAUGAUGAUUUUAUUCAGAAACUGUGCAUUUGCUCGUUAUGUUUUGAUGUUUGGAUUAGGAGCUCUGUUCCCUGUACUCUUGUGUUCUGAAUUAAUUUCAAGUGGCCUAGACAUCACUUUGGGACAAGGCAAAAUCUGUGCUACUUUAAAAACUCUGUGACUCUGAAAAAUUAUGGCAAUAAUUCGAUUAUAUCUGGAAAUUUAGUGAUCAGUAAGAGUAAACUCAAUCUGAACCCUGUAACUUUUCAUGAAUUAGGAUCAUUGUGGCAUGUUUGUGCAUCUUCUUCAGGGUUCUGCCUGAUGGCAGGUGUCCACUGGAGUUUCUAGGGAGCAUUACGUACAUUAGUGGUUUCCCGGUGUCUUCUAUUGGAUUAUUAAAAAACCAUGGAAUUGAUAAACUGGUCUCUUCACGCAAUUGACACAAUCUUCUCGACGAGAGGCCUGGGUUCGGGGGAACCAGCCUGUCCUGCCGGAACGUUCGCAGCUGGCUACACGAUGGAUGUGUGGGAGCGGUGGCAGGUCGUGCGCCUGGCGGUUCUUUCUGUGGAGGACAUUGAAGGCAUCUACCUAUUCGGAACCAUGAUUACAGGACUUUUGCUGAUUGGAUUAGGCAUUGCCCUGGUUUAUUGAGGAAAUCAGAAAAUGGUGCCAGCUGUCCAAAGCCCCAUAAAGCUGCCCGACCUGAUUGAAACAGUGGGCAGAGCUGUUGGCACUCAGACUGUGGCUAUUCAGAACUUGAACCGCAACAUGGAUAACAUCAUGGAGAAGCUUUCGGCUUUGCAAAGGAAAAUGGAUUUGAUUCGAUUCGGAGACCAGAAUGGACAAACAGUGUAGUCGUGUAAAGGAAUGCGUCUACUCGCCCCAAGACCAAACAAUCCCAAUCUUAUCUGCUUUCGGCUCCCUCAGACAGCACUGGCCUCGGCCAAGGCCGUUGCUGGGAAAACAAUUCCCCCCCGGAGGUCACUGCUGUUAGACUCUCUCGUAUUCCUCCCCUCUCUUCCCACGGUCGCUGCUUUUACCCCCAGUGUGACAAGUCGGUAAGCGCCGUCUGGCUGCAGGACCGGACUGCUUGCUUGUACUGGGUUACCUAUACCUCCACCCUCUCCCUCACCCCCUUCCCCCUCAAGUCCCAAGUCAUGUGUAAAGUGUACUGUGUUAUUUUUGUGCUUAUGUGCUGAGGUGUUUUUUUUAUGUUCCCACACUAUACUCCCCCCCAGGAGCAUAGUGUGGGGGUUGCUUUUUUCUCCUCCCCUCAUGUUACUACUGUAUUUUUCAUCCCUGUCUUCCUGUCCUGUCUACGCCCCCUGUGUCAAUUGUAUGUAUGUUAUGUGUAUAUGUACGGACAGGUUGAGGGCUAAUUUCGCUGGUACUUGUGACUAGUGACAAUAAAG
Messenger RNA from Neoarius graeffei (lesser salmon catfish), 4146 nucleotides. Its product is annotated as E3 ubiquitin-protein ligase TRIM21-like. Gene Ontology annotation, molecular function: protein binding; ubiquitin-protein transferase activity; zinc ion binding. Bases 228 to 1880 code for a protein of 550 amino acids. The record is from RefSeq and is a predicted model, not a curated record. Gene Ontology annotation, biological process: protein ubiquitination. The transcript has 8 exons. NCBI's taxonomy places the organism in Eukaryota, Metazoa, Chordata, Actinopteri, Siluriformes, Ariidae.